AUGGACGCCCAACCUGUCGGUCUCAUCGAAAAAGGCGUAGCCGAGCAUGUCGACGAGGGCAAGUUCCCCAUUGGCGAGGAGGGAGAAGGCGCGCGCGAGUGGGAGCCAAAGUUCAUGAAGCGGACGCAGCUCAAGUUGGAUCUCUUACUGCUUCCGCUCCUCACCCUCAUCUAUAUGUGCUCCUCGCUCGACAAAUCCAACUUGGGUAACGCAAAGACCCUCGGCAUGAUUGAUGACCUCGGCGGCGACCCCUCGGGAGAGACCUACGCCCUGCUGAAUGCCUUCUACUUUAUCUCUUACGCCCCUUUCAUGGUCCCUUUCGCCCUCCUCGCCAAGCGAACCCGGAUGGCCAAGGUGCUCGCCCUUUGCGCGUGCGGCUGGGGUAUCGCCGCUACCUCCUUUGCUGGUGUACAGAACUUCCCUGGUGCCUUCGCCUGCCGCUUCUUGAUUGGUUUCGGCGAGGCCGGCUACGCACCCAUGGUCCAGGUCUACCUCUCUCGUUUCUACACCCGUCGCGCCCUCGGUGUCCGCGUCGCCUUCUGGCUCGCCAUGGCUCCCAUGGGCGGUUUCCUCAACGGCAUCAUUGCUUACGGUGUCUCGUUCAUCAAGAGCCACCUCGAGUCUUGGCGUGUACUCUUCCUCAUCGAGGGUGGGCUCACGCUCAUUGUCGGCAUUGUUGCCGUCGUCAUGCUGCCCGAGGACAUUCCUUCUAAUCGGUGGUUGACCGAGGAGGAGCGAGAUUAUCUGAUGUACAUGCGAGCCAUGGACUACGCUCCGGAAGGCCGAGAGAUCAACUGGAAACACGCGCGAGGCGCUUUCUACAGGUGGCAACAGCUUUUGCCAACCCUCCAGAAUAUCUCACAGCAAAUCACUGGCGCUGCUCUCUCCGCCUUCCUCCCCACCUUCACCAGCGAGAAUGGCUUCAAAGGCGCGACCGCCCAGAUCGCCACUCUCGCCCCUUACGGUUCCGCCGCGGUCUGUAUGGUCAUCGCCUCGUACAUCUCGGACCACUACCGCAACCGUGGCUGGCCCUCUCAGGUCGGCUGGUGGAUGAUGAUCCUCGCUUUCGGUAUCUACCUCGGUGUCGACACCAGCAAUCACGCCGCGCGCUUUGCGGCUUUGAUCUUGGCUGAGGUUGGGCACUAUGUCUGCACUCCCCUCAUUGUCACAUGGCAAGCCAAUAACGCCGGUAACGAGUCUCGACGAGCCGUCGCUGUCCCCUUCGCAGUCGCUUGCGCUCAGGCCGUCGCUGCUGGCUCUGGCUACCUCUUCCCCGCCAAAGACUCGCCAAAGUACACCAUGGGCUCCGCCGUCUGUCUCUCCCUCUCGGCUGCCGGCUCCAUCUUCACCGGGAUCUACCAAGUCCUCCUCCGGCGCGAAAACAACCGGCGAGACGCAGAUGAGGGCGGGCCGCCCGCCGAGGGUUUCAGGCCAGAUACUGCUACCUACGCCGACGACGCGCCCGGCUUCCGGUACCUCGAGUAA
Messenger RNA from Dioszegia hungarica, 1485 nucleotides. Its product is annotated as major facilitator superfamily domain-containing protein. The record is from RefSeq and is a predicted model, not a curated record. Gene Ontology annotation, cellular component: membrane. Lineage: Eukaryota; Fungi; Basidiomycota; Tremellomycetes; Tremellales; Bulleribasidiaceae. Gene Ontology annotation, molecular function: transmembrane transporter activity. Gene Ontology annotation, biological process: transmembrane transport. The coding region runs from base 1 to 1485 and encodes 494 amino acids. The transcript has 8 exons.